AUGUGGCAUUGUGGUGGUUUGACCUGCUCAAUCUAUCCUCCGACCUGCCUUGCAUCAUGGCGCAAGAUGCUUCACGAUCAGGAGUCGUGCAAGAAUCACUCAGUCACCGUGGUAACUGUCGAAGGGAGCUACGUGCUGAUUCAGAUGUCUCCGAAACCCACAAAUAAAACAGACGGCUCGACCGGUACGGAUAUUGUGGCAACUGUCCGACUUCGCCUCACCUCCACCCGCAUUUUGGACUCCAAAGCGGGGACUGCACCCAAGCAACCUAAAAGUGUUGCUGAUGAUCAUUAUCAUGAGGGUCGUACCACUGCUGCUGCUUUUGCAACUAGUGGGAAUUGCAGUGGUAGCGGCAGUGGAGGCACUCGUCAUGAUGAUGAUGAUGAGCAGACUCAAUUCAGCAAAGCGCUUCUCUGUCUCUCUCCAAGAGUCUGCCGAGACGCGCUUACUGAUAUGAGGCGGGCACUAUGGCUUCAGGCCGCAAUGGCGGCUCAUCCCGCGAGGACGGUGUUGCAAAAUGUUGCACGGUUGAUGCGAUGCCUCAUUCGUGAUUCGCAGCCACUUUCGUGGGGCCACUUUCCCGAUUACGUGAGCAGUGUUUCUUAUAAUCUCAAUUUGCCUUGUUUUUCUGGUCCCUUACAAAUUGGUGGGGAAGAGCGGCUGCCUUAG
Molecule: messenger RNA, 669 nt
Organism: Hydatigera taeniaeformis
Lineage: Eukaryota; Metazoa; Platyhelminthes; Cestoda; Cyclophyllidea; Taeniidae
Source: the annotation of a GenBank genome assembly